AUGGUCAUCGAGGUCCUCAGAUCUCGCGCCGGCGCGGACCUCGACCUCGCCUCCUCGACUCGCCGACUCGCCGACAUGGCCGACCUCGUCCCGCACAUCUACCACGAGACGCAAGAGGCGGGCAGCAUGCUCUGCGGCCAGCACGCGCUCAACAACCUCUUGCAGUCGUCGCUGUUCACCGCUCCCGACCUUGCCGACAUUGCGCGGCAGCUCGACGCGCUCGAGCAGGCGCAGCUCGACCCGGGCGUCCGACUCCGAGGCGACGAGGACGGCCUGGGCGGGAGCGCCAACUACGACGACAGCGGCUUCUUCAGUGUCCAGGUCAUGGAGGAGGCGCUCAAGGUGCUCGGCCUCAGCCUCGUCAGGUGGGGCAGCAAGGAGAUGGUCCACGUGCACAACCACCCCGAGAACAUGGACGGCUUCCUCCUCAACCACCAGCUGCAUUGGUUCUCGGUCCGCCGGUUCGGCACGGCCGACCGCUUCUACAACCUCGACUCGUGCAUCCCUCAGCCGCAGUGGGUCUCGGCCAUGUACCUCGGCCUGACGCUGCGCGAGGCGGAACGUCAAGGCUACUCGAUCUUUGCCGUCGUGCCCUCGCCCGAUGCCGGCAUCACCGGCCUCCCUCCCUGCUCCGCCGCCGACCUCGCCCUCUCGCUCCCCGAGCCGCGCGGCACGGACGGCUUCCCGUCGCACCACGGCAACGGCAACGGCGCGUCGACCUCGGGCGCCCGCAACGGUGCGCAGCACACCUACUUCGGCGGCAACGGCCAGUCGCUCGCCGGCGCCGGCUCGUCGUCGUCGUCUGCAGCCGCCGGGUUCGCGCCUUCGGGCUCGUUGGGCGCGGUCGCCGGCGCUUCGAGCGCACGCAAGGGCAAGCGGCCCGCGUCGACGGACCCGCACCGCAUGGACGAGGACGGCGGCGACGACGAGGACGACGUCGUCAUCGUCGAGGGCCCGGACGGCGGCUCGAGCGCGAGCACGAGUGCGAGCGGGAGGCGUCAGAGGCAGCGCAGGAGGGUCGGCGACGGACCGCUGCGCGAUGCGGCUGCGGACGGCACGGCUGGGCUCGGUGGAGCGGGACCGGGUCCGGGCGAGGAGAUGAGCGAGGAGGACAUGAUGGCGGCGGCGAUUGCGGCGAGCUUGAGGGUAAGCAGCUCGGCGGCGAGCGACGCCGGUGGGAGCACGGGAGGAGGAGCAGGCGGCGGCCUGCAGCCCUCGCAGUCUCGCGCCGCCCAGUCCGAGGAGGACGAGUUCCAGCGUGCGCUCCAGGCGAGCUUGGCCGAGGCGGGAGGAGCGCAGGGCGCGUCGGAGGAGCCCGAGGAGGAGGACAGUCCGUCGCUCGAGGAGCUGAGGAGGAGGAGGGCGGCGCGCUUUGGUUGA
Messenger RNA from Rhodotorula graminis WP1, 1380 nucleotides. RefSeq lists its product as uncharacterized. Gene Ontology annotation, biological process: protein deubiquitination. Lineage: Eukaryota; Fungi; Basidiomycota; Microbotryomycetes; Sporidiobolales; Sporidiobolaceae. The coding region runs from base 1 to 1380 and encodes 459 amino acids. Gene Ontology annotation, cellular component: nucleus. Gene Ontology annotation, molecular function: cysteine-type deubiquitinase activity. The transcript is spliced from 8 exons. The record is from RefSeq and is a predicted model, not a curated record.